AUGUAUACGGUGUGGGAUAUGUGUUGUUUAUGGUGUUGCUUUCUUAAUUGUCUUUUUUCUGCCUCUUUCUAUGUAUAUGCGCCGUUUUUUGGAGUCAUUGGAUGUGCAGUAGCAAUUAUUUUUACAAGUUUUGGUGCUGCUUAUGGUACAGCUAAGUCAGGUGUGGGCAUUGCUUCAAUGGGCGUCUUUCACCCAGAACUUGUUGUUAAAAACACUAUUCCUGUGGUAAUGGCAGGGAUUAUUGCAAUUUAUGGGCUAGUUGUUAGCGUGUUAAUUUCGGGCGGUCUCAAGCAGCAGAUUUCGCUUUAUACAAGCUUUAUUCAGCUUGGCGCGGGCCUUGCCGUUGGUUUGUCGGGUCUUGCAGCUGGUUUUGCAAUUGGCAUUGUUGGUGAUGCGGGUGUUAGAGGCACAGCACAGCAGCCUCGACUUUAUGUCGGAAUGAUUCUUAUUCUUAUUUUUAGCGAGGUGCUUGGUUUAUAUGGACUUAUUGUUGCACUUUUACUUAACACACGGACUACCGAUGCAGUUUGUGGUUAA
This is a messenger RNA of Pneumocystis jirovecii RU7, 537 nucleotides long. Its product is annotated as V-type proton ATPase proteolipid subunit. The record is from RefSeq and is a predicted model, not a curated record. Gene Ontology annotation, biological process: proton transmembrane transport. Gene Ontology annotation, cellular component: proton-transporting V-type ATPase, V0 domain. Gene Ontology annotation, molecular function: proton-transporting ATPase activity, rotational mechanism. The transcript has 6 exons. NCBI's taxonomy places the organism in Eukaryota, Fungi, Ascomycota, Pneumocystomycetes, Pneumocystales, Pneumocystaceae. Bases 1 to 537 code for a protein of 178 amino acids.